Protopolystoma xenopodis is the source of this 321-nucleotide messenger RNA. The record is from the annotation of a GenBank genome assembly. Lineage: Eukaryota; Metazoa; Platyhelminthes; Monogenea; Polystomatidea; Polystomatidae.
AUGGGCACACACGUUCACGCGCACGCACACAUACACAGCCGCAUUGACACACUGACGUGUUUCCAGUUCGCAGAGGAAAGCCGCGCAGCACCCACCCUCAGCACUGUUGAUCCAACCGGUGGGUCGUUGACUUUUCACGCUGAGACGUGUUCACCGAGAGCUAAGACUAGGACGCGGCAGCCAGCCGUAUUGACCUUGGGAUAUCGACCCACGGGACCCCGAUCGCCGCGACGUCAAGGAAGUUGUUCGAAGGCGGCCAAGUGGCGUCCUUUCGGCACUAGACGAGCUGGGCGCAGACAAGUUAUCAUCUUCGGGUCCUGA